AUGGAAAUAGCUGUCGUAGAAAAUGAUUAUGUUUUACCUACUGUCAUGUAUGAACAUGAUUGGAUUCAUAUCCUUUAUAUGGGUAUAUCGACUAUAUUCUUUUUAAUUCAAGUUUGUCAACGUAUUUCUGUAGAUCUAUUCUACUCAUCAAAUGAUCUCAAAACUGGUAUUUAUAUUGCAUCUCUUAAUCGAUAUCCGACUGAAUUAACUCCAUCACCUUCGAGUAUAUCAUAUAUAUGGUAUAUUGUUUUUAUUUGGCAGGCUAUAUUAAUUAUAUAUUCAAUAAUUGGUGUUUUUCGUCGAACAUCAUCAGGUAGUUAUUUCUAUCAACAUCCAUGUGCAAUGAAUAAAUGGUGUUUUUUCUAUAUGGCAUUUGGUCUUAUUUUAUAUACACCUCAAUUGGCAGCUGCUGCAAAAAAUAAAUAUGGAAUUGGAAUUUCAAUCUUUCGUCAUGUGGGUACAUUAUGUGAAGUACUUAUUAUUUUAGUUGUUGUUCAUGUAUCAUUAUGGGAAAAUUUAAACAAUUAUUUACGACAAAGAUUUUUUGUCGAUGUUUGGCUAACACGAUUAUUAUAUCAUAAUGGUUUAGCCUUAUGGGCAUCUGUUCUUUUCUAUGAAAGUUGUUUAUCAAUUGUUAUAGGUUUUAUUUAUAGUAAUUAUAUUUCACCAAUAACAGCAUCUUUUAUUGGAUGUUCUGUUCUUCUAUUUGGUCUUUUGAUACUUUCUAUUCUUGAAAAUAUAAUUUUCUAUAAUUCACUUGCAUUUACUUUAUCACCAUGGUUUGCUUUUAUAUGGCUUUUAGGAGGAAUUGUUUUCCGUCAACACGAUGAGUUGUCUUCAUCGAUCGAUGUCAUUUGUUUUCCAUUGAAUUUAUCUUGUCAACUAUUUUCAAAUCUAUCAUCAUAUCCAUUUCAAAUCAUUAACAACUCAAAUGUGACAGUAUAUUUACUUCAACUAUUAGUACAAUAUACUCCAUGUUGUUCUAAUUUAACAUGGUUAAUUACACAAAUGAAAUCCAAAAUGAAUUCUUUAAAUAUUUCUUCAAUUACUGGUCUUGCUCUUGAUAGUAACAAUAACAGAUUAGCUACAGUGGCUUCAUCAAAACUUCAACUUGUAUCUACAACAUCUUUUAGCUUCGUGAAUUCAAGUAUUAAUCUACCACCAGGAUCUCAAGCAAUUAGUUAUUCUCAAGAUUCUUUUUAUGUUGGAAUCUUUCCUGCUGCAACACCUUAUACACUUUAUGUUUAUUCAGCUUUAAACUUAACAAAAACUGGAAAUAUGAAUUUUACUCAAGGAGGACCACAACGUAUUAUUUGGCUUUUUAACAAUACACUUGUAUGUGUUCUUACACAAACGAAUCCAACGAGUGUUUCGAAAGCUAACUUUUAUAACUGGCCAUCAAAUACAUUAAAUCAAUCGAUUACACUUCCAAUACCGAAUGCAUAUGGUCUUGGCAAAGCAUCUAAUAAUGACAGCUUUGUUUAUAUUACUGAUGGAUCAUGGGGAGGUAAUAUUUGGCAGUUAAAAACUACUUCACCAUAUAAUUUUACAUUAUUUGCUACGAGUGCAACUAGUAGCGAAUCUCCAACAUCAGUGACAUUUGAUGGAUGUAAUCGUAUGUGGGCAGCAUUUGUUAAUUUUGGAGUUAGAAUAUAUGAUAUAAAUUCACGUUCAUUGUUAUAUGCAUGGAAUUUGACUUCAACUUAUUCAACGUUAUAUGAUAUAGUCAUUACAAAUCAAUAUCAGCUUUAUUUAGCCGAUAAAACUAGUGGUACAUUGGCUCGUUAUGGUUCAGAACUACAAUGUACAAACUAA
Molecule: messenger RNA, 1815 nt
Organism: Adineta steineri
Lineage: Eukaryota; Metazoa; Rotifera; Eurotatoria; Adinetida; Adinetidae
Source: the annotation of a GenBank genome assembly